This is a messenger RNA of Babjeviella inositovora NRRL Y-12698, 496 nucleotides long. RefSeq lists its product as uncharacterized. The coding region runs from base 184 to 390 and encodes 68 amino acids. The record is from RefSeq and is a predicted model, not a curated record. The transcript has a single exon. Lineage: Eukaryota; Fungi; Ascomycota; Pichiomycetes; Serinales.
CUCAAUCUUUUGUGAUUCUAAACGCAAUAUAGACCAGGCCUGGAAAACCCAUGGUGUUCAGUAAGAAAAGGGUUGAAGGUUUGAGGAACGGAACUAGCACUCGCAAGGGAUUGGUCGUGAUACAACUCAAACCAUGAAUACGCCGCUCGGUAAGGUGGCAUUGUGCAAAGUCACCACACUAGUAUGACUCUCCCAACGCUUUACGCUUCGAUUCUACAAAAACCCAAAGAUCCCGAUAAGAUCCCAUAUACACUGGCACAUACCCCGGAAACAUGUUAUACUUUCACCGUGCUUCAACGCUUCCGUGCCCGUCGACCCUUUCCUUAUCUCAAUGAAUGCAGGAUGCAUUAUAUUCCAGUAGACCGCGCAGGGACUGCCUCGGACGGAUAACCUAGCAAUAAAAAGGAUUCCGUGAACGUAAAAAUGAUUUUGUUAACGAUAUAUUAUAACCUUUUAGAUAAAUUCAAGAUCCAUCUAAUAACCGUCAUACUUGUCC